Adineta ricciae is the source of this 366-nucleotide messenger RNA. The record is from the annotation of a GenBank genome assembly. Lineage: Eukaryota; Metazoa; Rotifera; Eurotatoria; Adinetida; Adinetidae.
AUGCUCGGCAAUAUGGCUGCUAUUGUCAAUCGUGUCACAGCUCUUGUACCAAAAGUUGCCCUACCCGUGGCACGCUAUGGACAAUCGAAAUUGUCCCGUUUUUGGUAUUUUGCUCGCGUUGAAUUACGUCCACCAAUGCCAAGCGAAUUCGGUGAAGUUCAAAAAGGUGUUCAAAAAAUUGUUAAAUCAGCUUCCACCGGUGCUUGGCGCCAAUUGACCGUUAAACAAUUCGCCUUGAACGGCCUUGUUGGUCUAGAAGUUAUGUUCUGGUUUUACAUUGGUGAAUGCAUUGGACGCGGAAGUAUCAUUGGCUAUCGACCUGGCCGUAGUGAGGGCAUCCCAGCUCCAUAUAAAUACUUCAUGUGA